Messenger RNA from Abrus precatorius (Indian licorice), 1358 nucleotides. RefSeq names its product RING-H2 finger protein ATL46-like. The record is from RefSeq and is a predicted model, not a curated record. The transcript has a single exon. The coding region runs from base 209 to 1249 and encodes 346 amino acids. Lineage: Eukaryota; Viridiplantae; Streptophyta; Magnoliopsida; Fabales; Fabaceae.
CCAUAUUAGUGAACAUCCUAGCAAGACAAAAAAAGGAAACAAAUUUCCUUACUACAAAGUCUGCAUAAAGGACCAUAACAUUUUCUGGUGCUUCUCUUCUCAUAACACUGUCACUCAGUUGCACUCCAAAUAUGAAUUAAUCUUCCUUAUAGUACUUUCUAUUAUAGCCACAAAAUCUUUGUUCCCUUCUCAACCUCAAUGCUAGAAAAUGCGUAGCAUUCAAGUUGAAGCCAAGCAAAAACAUGGUGUUGAAUAUUUCAAGUACUCAUCUUCUCAACCUCCUUUCUCUUCAUUCCAAACUCCUAGUGAUGGUAACAUCAGUAACGAGAACGAAGCAACAACAACAUCAUCAUCAUCACCAUCAUCUCUUAGCAGAAUAAGUCCACUUAUUUUGCUGGUUAUAAUAGUUCUAGCAGUUAUCUUCUUUGUCUAUGGACUUGUCCAUUUGGUUCUGUGGUUUCUGAUGAAAAGGCCAACCCCUCAGUCUCUCUACAAUUCAAAUAAUUUCACAGAAGCCACAAGAACGCGUGCUCUUCAAAGACAGCUUCAACAGCUCUUUCGUUUGCAUGAUUCAGGUUUAGACCAAGCUCUCAUAGAUGCUCUACCUGUUUUCUAUUACCACGAUUUAUUGGGUUUGAAGGAACCCUUUGAUUGUGCUGUGUGUCUCUGUGAAUUUUCCGACCAAGACAAGCUAAGAUUGCUUCCUAUGUGCAGCCAUGCCUUUCACAUGAAUUGUCUUGACACGUGGCUACUGUCAAAUUCCACGUGUCCUCUUUGUAGGGCAUGUCUCUCCAACUCUGGUUUCUACGUGGAGAAUCCAAUAUUUAAUAUUGAUAAUUCUUUGGUGAUGCCUAAUAGGCUCAUGGAUGAGGAAGAAAAUGGGUGUUCAGAUAGUCAAAGAUCAGUAACUGGUGAAGCACAAAUAAGUGGGAAAAGGGUGUUUUCUGUCAGACUUGGAAAAUUUAGAAAUAAUGGGUUGGAGGGUGGAGUGGUAGGAGGAGUAAUAGGGGAUAGUAGUAGUUGUAGUUUGGAUGAGAGGAGAUGCUACUCCAUGGGUUCAUAUCAGUAUGUAGUUCGUGAUUCAAAUUUGCAAAUUGUGUUAUCUCAAUCUCAUGAUGUUUUAGAGCAUGGAAAUGUCGAGGGAAAAAGGAUAGGCAACUCAACACAAGGUGAGAGCUUCUCUGUUUCCAAGAUCUGGCUUUGGUCCAAGAAGACCAAGUUUCAUAGUUCUAAUGCUGCUUUCCCUUGAUUUCUUACUGUAAGGACUAAGAAGGUUAAAUAUUUAUAUAAACAAAGAUGUCUUAUUGUUUUCGAUGUUAUACCAUGAACACACAUAUAUUAAUGCUAGCUGAUAUUUG